CCCCUCAGUCCAUCCCACCUGCGUGUAUCAGCCAGGCUGGCACAAUGAACUGUCUCACUGCAGGUGCUUUCUGUCGACCUCCCUCUUCCUCUUCAAAGGCUGGUGUCGUCCUGGCUGUCCCCCAAAGUGGCUGUGGCCUAGCGGACUGUCCAGCUGUGAGUGUGUCCUUCCUCUUUCUCUCUUCUGCCCUUCCUUCAUGUCUCGCUGGUGGGCCUGCCUUUUGGUGGGCUUCUCUCGCUUUCUCCUUUUGGGGGGGGCUUUUGCUAAAAGCAGAUUUUUUUUUUCAUUUGCAGCAGAGGAAAAACAUACAGAGAAAAAAUAUUUUCAGAAUAUUUCCUUGAGAUGUUAGCUAUAGAAUCAUCUUGACCAUUUGCAGUCAUCUACGUUUCAAAUACUUAAAUAACUCUGAGCAUCUUGUCUUAGCAGGAGAACUUGUUUAAAGACAGAACUUGCUUUGUAUAUCCUUUUUUGGGGGAUAAUCUUUCAGGGAAACUUAAGCUUCAAAUACUGUUCAUCCAACUGAAGUCUGAGGCUGAAUACAAUUAAAACUGAGUAACUUGCUUUUUUCCUUUCUUGAUUUUUUAAAAAUCAACUUCCAUGGAAACUGGCCUCAUACAGUGGGAUGGGUUUAUCCAACUGAGGUCCCAAAGCACUAGUUGAUAACUUCUCCACAUCUUUUAAGACACAGAGGUAGGGUCCCUGUUGUGCAUUUGGAAACUCCCCGACGUCAGCGUUAAGGAAAGACGGUUCCUUGAGGAAAAGGGUGAGGCCGGCUGGAGGCUUUUCUCUCGGACCCAGCGGCCUCCCAUGGCCACGAGUGAGAUGAUCGUGCGAAUGUGGCAGUAGCUGUAUUUUACAGCGGGUUCGUCAUCUUUACAGCUCACUCCAGCAGCAAGGACAAGACCAACCCCAGGCCACUGGUCUCUUCCAGCCUGUUGCUUUCAGCAACAUGGGCCGUCCUGUUGGGUAAGUGGAUCACUCAGGCCUAACCGUCGAGGAACCACUUGUCUCCCCGGCUCCAUGCUGUUGAAACCACUGUGACUCCUCUAGGGUGUGCUAACUGAAUGGCUUUUGUCUCAAAAGCACGUGGCUCCCUCCAUGGUCAGCACUGAUUUCCCAGGAGCAAGAUGAGAACGGUAGUGCAGAGCUGUGGAGGCUCAGAGUCCAUCUGGAGUGGUUCGCGCUCCUUCUGUCCACAUGACCUUUUCUGGUUUAUGAACCAAGUAAUGCUCGUGGACUCUAUCGGCACCAUGAAGCUGAGUCUUCAGAUCCCAGGGGUACAAUUCCUACUAUUUUAUCAUCUGGCUAAAAGAAUGAGACUUUGCUUCCAGCAUCUAAUACACGUCCAGCAAUUUCCCUCCCAACAGGGAAAAAAAUCUUUUUCCAUCUUUAUUUCUUCCAGAAGGUUUGUGUUUAUCUGGCUCAGAGACAAGUUUUAAUUUGAAGUUUCACAAAGUUAUCUUCUGUGACAGGAAGGUUUUCCCUUUCUUGAAAUAUACAUGUCAUGUCUUCAUUGGCAGGAUUCUGUGGGAAAUCUAAGCCUUUCACAGUGACCUCCCUGUGAGCUGCCCCAGUGGGCUGUAACUUUGCCACUGGGACAAGCAUUUUAGUGUGAGUUGGGUGAGAGUUUACUGAGCAGAUCAUCAGUUUCAUUUACUUUUUCUUGAAGUACAGUCCCGUCUGUCACAGGAUAGUAUUUAUUCCCUUCUGAGGAUAUCCAAUUAAGCUACUAUGACUCAAAUUUAUGCACCAACUACUGAAGCUAGUGAUGCAGCAAUUGAAGAAUUCUCCCAAUGUCUUCAGUCUGAAAUUGACCAAAUGUGCCAUCAAGUGGUUUAUUGGCACUUGGAACGGAAGAGUCGGAAGCCAAGAGGUAGGCACGCACAUAAGCUCUGCUGUGGAGUCUGCCCUGACUCAGAGCCACCCUGGAGCGCCGGGGCAGAGCUGCUGUGGCAUCAGUUUCCAAAAUUCUACAGUUCACGCCCCCUUGGUUUCUGCUCAUUCAUUGCAGCCCCAGCAUCCUCCCACUUCCUCCCGGUGCUUCCUGUUUCCAGCUCACCUUUCCUCACCCUCUGCACUUUGUCCCUUUGAUCUUCAGUGCUUAAUUGUUCUAACACGGGGUGUGUUCCAUUCCAGGCCUGAAGGGUGACUAAGGGCCAGAGUCUAUUUGACCAGUAAGCCUGGCUCUGCUUUAUGAUUUUUGAGCGUGAGUCUCCAUUUCCCUCACUCUACCCAGGACCUCCUAAGGUGGUCCCUUGGAGCAGUCCGUGUUGGUAGCCGGGCACCAUCUAGUUCUCUGGCUUCGUGCUUGUGGAGGCAGAUGUUCGGGUUGUUCCCAGUAUUGUUGAGCCCAGCCCUCCCGGUGAGUCUGUCUGGUUUCUCACUCUGCUUUGCUUCGACUGGGGGGACUUACGGCACCUUCUCCAUGGUUGCGUUGAAGACCCCAGUGGCUGCUUGGCAAGCACUCUCACCUCUGAGAGGAGAGGUCAUGCCCUUUUGUUCUGAGAAAUUGUAGAUUUCUCAAAUAUUUUUAAUCCUCCUUCCACCUUUGUUUUUGCUCUAGGAGACUUCUGUUAGUGUGCCAUCAGCUUUUGUUUUCUUGUACUUUUUGUCUCUGUCCUCUUAUUCUACAUUUUAAGAUCGCCUUGACUUUAGGUUUCAAUUUCAGGAGCUAUAUCUAAUUUCCAAGAACGUGUUCUUGCUUUUUACUGCUUCUCCAUUGCACCUGGACUUUUUGUGUGAAAUCCAUUCAUCUCUUCCUAAAUCCGGCAGCUGGUUCUUCCCUUUGGGGCCCUUUCUCGGAAGGUCUCUGCUCCCUCUCUUUCUGGAUUGUUUCCCACCUGGAUCCUGCUCUUUGGAGGUGAGCCUUUGGCUGACUGGCAUGCUGGACGGGAGGAGGAGGAGAAGGGAGAUGGUGCGAUGCUUGGAGAGCUCAGCCUGGAAACCCUAUGGGCCUCGGCAGAGCUUACCUGGGCUCUGACUGUAUUCCCACCAGCUCUUUCAUCUGUUUGCUGUGCUGGGGGCUGCUGUAAGGUAGUGGUGUUAAACCUUGUCGAACUUCAGGGAGAGAGGCAAGAGUCUGCAUCAGCCCAGAGCCAAUCCCCAGGAGUUAGAGGUCUGACAUGUCCCCACCCUUCAGCCUUUUUGCCUUUGCCAGUACCACCCAUCCCUCCCAGUACCCUGUUUCUCAGCUGGGGUGGGGCACUUACCCCAUGGGCCACACAGAACUCACAGGUCAUACAAAUGGUUAUGGGAUUUAUCAGGGGAGAUCGUGGUCUGCUUGGAAGUCACAGGAACAGCUCUGGUCCUCCCUCUGUGCCUCUGCCCGGUGAGGGUAAGUGCCUCUGCCCUUCAACUCCGCCAGGACAUGCCUGGAGGGAGCCCACUCUGCCAGGAAGCUGCCUGCCUGAGGGUGCUCCGCUCUCCCUCUGUGGGCAGGGAAACCUGCCACAGACCCAUCUCUCUCAAGCUGGUCUAGUGGUUGUGGCCUCUCCUGCAGUCUUGCGCGAUCUCUCAGCUGGAGCAGAGUGCCUCCGGCCUUCUUUGGUUCAAGCCCCUGUGGCUCCCCAGGCCUGCUGGAUGAGACCACACCCGCAGCCACAGAAGACACACUUCCAGUCAGUGAGGGUGUUCUGUCUCUCCCGCCUGAAGGCCAGCCUGGCACUGGCAUCUCCUCCCCCCAGGGGGUAAUGCCCACUCACCUGCGCCCUCCCCUGGAGCCACGAUGGACUCCCUUUCCCGCUUGGCGUUCACUGUAGAAGUCGCUGUUUACCCAUACUAUAAACAGGUGACAGCCAUCUUUCCCAAACGUCCCCAGAAACGUUGGUCAUCAGAUGGUGCUGUGUGUGACUCUCCGGUAGUUUAGCGGACCUCGUGGGAGACAUUUCCGUUACUUCCGGAGGCGGAGCUUCACACGUGGGCCGGCGCUGGACGCGUCCCUGCCGAGAGCUGGCGGGCAGGGCCUGGGCGAGCCGCCCCGGAGCUGGCCGUCGAGUGGAAGCGACGGGUGCCCAGCCUCCGCCCGCGGUGCUGGGGAAGCCAGCGGAGCGGCCCCUGAGAGGCUGCUGCUCUGCCCCUCCCUCGGUGUCUGUGCUGCUUCUGGAAGAGCGACUCCAUAGGCUGGCCUGCCUGGGGACCCUGGCAACCUGGCCAGCUUCCCCAGCAGUCCCCACGUGCCGGGGCCCCAGGACCGUGAGAGGAGAGGCCCAGCCCAGUGACCCUGGUGUCCAGCAGCACCCUGGGCCAUGCACUCACUGUGGGGGCUCCCGCCAUGGCAGCUCCCAGGCCCCAUCCAGAGUCCUGAGGCCUGAAAGGUGGGCAGAGGGGCUCAGGAGUGGCCAUUGUGAUUGGCCUCUGUGUGCCCCGCCCCUGGUGAGGUGCCAGGGGCUAAGACUCUGCUGUCUGGGCAGUUAGCUCAGAGCCUGGACUGAGGCCGCAGGUCCCUGCGAGAAGGCCCUGCCCUCCACCAUGGCUGAGCACCUGGAGUUGGUGGCCGAGAUGCCCGUGGUGGGCCGCAUGAGUGCCCAGGAACGGCUAAAGCACGCCCAGAAGCGGCGAGCCCAGCAAGUGCGGCUGUGGGCCCAGGCCCAGAAGGAGGCUCGGGGCAGGAGGGGCCCCGGGGAGCGGCAGCGGCGGGGCACAGAUGGUGGCCGGCCCGAGAAGCGGGUCCUCUUUCCCCCCAGUGUAACCUUCCUGGAGGCUGCCGCACGCAAUGACCUGGAGGAAGUCCGCCAGUUCCUUGAGAGCGGGUUCAGCCCCAACCUGGCCAAUGAGGACGGCCUGACGGCUCUUCACCAGUGCUGCAUCGAUGACUUCCGGGAGCUGGUGCAGGAGCUCCUGGAGGCUGGGGCCAAUGUCAAUGCCUGCGACAGUGAGUGCUGGACGCCCCUGCAUGCUGCUGCCACCUGUGGCCACCUCCACCUGGUGGAACUGCUCAUUGCCCGUGGUGCUGACCUCCUGGCGGUCAACACUGAUGGGAACAUGCCUUAUGACCUGUGUGAGGAUGGACAGACCCUGGACUGUCUGGAGACAGCCAUGGCUGAUUGCGGCAUCACCCAGGAGAGCAUUGAGGGCGCCCGGGCAGUGCCAGAGCUGCGCAUGCUGGAGGACAUCCAGAGCCUGCUGCACUCGGGGGCCGAGCUGGACACCCCCCAGGACCAUGGGGCCACGCUGCUACACGUUGCUGCUGCCAAUGGGUUUGGCGAGGCUGCCGCGCUGCUGCUGGAGCACCGGGCCAACCUGAGCGCCAAGGACCAGGAUGGCUGGGAACCGCUGCAUGCAGCAGCCUACUGGGGCCAGGUGCACCUGGUGGAGCUGCUUGUGGCCCACGGGGCCGACCUGAAUGGGAAGUCCCUGUUGGAUGAGACUCCCCUGGACCUGUGCGGUGACGAGGAGGUGCGCGCCAAGUUACUGGAGCUGAAGCACCAGCGGGACGCCCUCCUGCGGGCCCAGGGCCGCCAGCGCCCACUGCUGCGACGCCGCACGUCCAGCGCGGGGAGCCGUGGGAAGGUGGUGCGGCGGGCGAGCCUGACCCAGCGCUCCAGCCUCUACCGCCAGGAGCACGUGCAGGAGGCCAUAGUGUGGCAGCAGCACCCCCCCACCAGCCCGGAGCCCCUGGAGGAUGAGGAUGGCCAGACCAAUGUGGAGCUCCAGCCCCCACCCCUUGAGGAGGGUGACCCCGAGGCCACCUGCCCUCAGAAUGGCAGAGUGGGGAGCCCCCUGGGGCCACGCCUGUACUCCAAGCGCUUGGACCACAGAGUCUCCUACCAGCUGAGCCCUCUGGACAGUUCCACGGCCCAUGCCCUAGGGCGGGACAAGGCCCAUCACACCCUGGCUGAACUCAAGCGCCAGCGAGCUGCUGCCAAGCUACAGCGACCCCCUCCUGAGGGCCCUGAAGCCCCUGAUGCUGGCCAGCCUGCAGACCCGGAGCCCCCGCAGGCUGAGGGGGACACUAGGGCUAGUGGGGACCCGCCCCUGCUCAAACUGACAGCCCCCACGGAGGAUGCCCCUGAGGAGAAGAGACCCUGCUGCCUGCUCAUGUGAGGGCACCCCUCACCAAGCAAGGGGUCCUGCUGCAGGCUCGCCUGGGAUGCCCACCCAGUGUGCCUUGGUGCUGUGGGCAGGCGGCCAGCGUCGGGCAGAAGCCCUAUCUGGGUGGGGCUGGGGAAAGACCCUGCUGCUUGUCUCUGUGACUGUUGAUAAAAGGCCGCCUGUGCCUGUUC
Echinops telfairi (small Madagascar hedgehog) is the source of this 6221-nucleotide messenger RNA. RefSeq names its product protein phosphatase 1 regulatory subunit 16A (gene PPP1R16A). The coding region runs from base 4468 to 6042 and encodes 524 amino acids. NCBI's taxonomy places the organism in Eukaryota, Metazoa, Chordata, Mammalia, Afrosoricida, Tenrecidae. The record is from RefSeq and is a predicted model, not a curated record. The transcript has 13 exons. Gene Ontology annotation, molecular function: enzyme inhibitor activity; protein binding; phosphatase regulator activity. Gene Ontology annotation, cellular component: cytoplasm.